AGUGUGUAAUAACUUCUGGAAAAGACAUAUUAUUUGGGUUUUCUUACUCGUUGCAAUAAUAAGAUUCGGCUCUAGGCGCCGCUCUUCACCAAUCAGGGAAUGGGAAGCUGCAAGCGGCAGUCCCUCCCUCCCCCAUCUCUACAACACAAAGCCGAAUAAUAGGGAUACUCACAGAUCCUGAUGCUGGAAACUUAAAGUAGUUCGCUCUCGGAUAUAUUUUGGAUGCAGUCAUUCCGGAACUUCGUAGAUACAUAAGCUGAUUCAGAACAAAACAGUUCGAGAAAUCAGGGAAUAUAGGCUCAGCUUACUGCUAUGGGGAAUCGGCUACUGCGCCUGGACCGCAGCGGGCUGGUCCUCCUGUACAUUUUCCUGAGGACGCUACAGGAAUCUGGGGCAGGGCACAUCCGAUACUCGGUGCCCGAAGAGACAGACAAAGGCUUCUUCGUGGGCAAUAUUUCCAAGGACCUGGGGCUGGAACCUUGGGAGCUGGCGGAACGCGGAGUCCGCAUCAUCUCCAGAGAUAGGAUGCAGCUUUUCGCUCUGAAUCCGCGAAGUGGCAGCUUGAUCACUGCAGGUAGGUUAGACCGGGAAGAGCUCUGUGAGACACUGUCUUCCUGUUUUUUAAAUAUAGAGAUACUUGUGGAAGAUACCCUGAAGAUUUACGGAGUGGAGGUGGAAAUAAUGGAUGUUAAUGAUAACGCCCCCAGCUUCCAGGAGGCGGAAAUAGAGAUAAAAGUCAGUGAGCACGCACCUCCGGGAUCCAGAUUUCCCCUUCCUAGCGCUAGGGACCCAGAUGUAGGAAUGAACUCCCUCCAGAGCUACCGGCUCAAUCCUAAUAGUUACUUUUCCUUACAAAUGCGAGACGGAACGGGUGGGGCCAAGAAUCCCGAACUAGUGCUGGAGGGGAGUCUGGACCGAGAGAAAGAGGCUGCUCACCGGCUGCUCCUCACAGCCUUCGAUGGAGGAGAUCCCAUCCAACAGGGUGCUGUUGCCAUUCGUGUGGUGGUCCUCGAUGUAAAUGACCAUGUACCAAAGUUUACACAGUCUGUAUAUCGAGUGAGUAUUCCUGAGAAUCUCAGCUCUGGAACUCGGGUGCUCAUGGUAAAUGCAACUGAUCCAGAUGAGGGAAUCAAUGGGGAAGUGGGGUAUUCAUUCCAGAAUAUGGAAAGCAAAACUUCUGAAAUAUUCCAGUUGGAUUCUCAAACUGGAGAAGUCUUAAUACGAGGGUCUCUGGAUUUUGAGAAAUAUAGAUUCUAUGAGAUAGAAAUUCAAGGUCAAGAUGGUGGAGGUCUCUCCACCACUGCUAAGAUGUUGAUCACAGUUGUGGAUGUCAAUGAUAAUGCUCCAGAAAUAACUAUCACAUCUUCUACUAAUUCAGUUCUGGAAAGCUCUCCUCCAGGUACAGUUAUUGCUCUUCUAAAUGUGCAAGAUCAAGACUCUGGGGAAAAUGGUCAAGUCUCAUGUUUCGUUCCUAACAGUCUACCUUUUAAGUUGGAAAAAACUUACGGAAAUUAUUACAAGUUGAUAACAACCAGAAUGCUAGACAGGGAGCAGGUCCACAGCUAUAAUAUAACCUUGAUAGCCACAGAUCAGGGAUUUCCACCCUUGUCUACAGAAACUCACAUUUCACUAAACGUAGCAGAUGACAAUGAUAAUCCUCCGACUUUUGCUGACUCAUCUUACUCCGUCUACAUACCUGAAAACAAUGCCAGAGGAGCCUCCUUCUUCUCAGUGAUGGCGAUUGAUAUGGACAGCAGUGAGAACUCCCAGGUCACUUAUUCCUUGGUGGAAGAUACCCUCCAGGGAGAACCUGUAUCCUCCUACAUCUCCAUCAACUCAGACACUGGCACCCUGUACGCACUGCGCUCCUUUGACUAUGAACAGUUCCGUGACCUGCAACUGUGGGUGACAGCGCAGGACAGCGGGAAGCCGCCACUCAGCAGCAAUGUGUCUGUCAGCAUAUUUGUGCUGGACCAGAAUGACAACACACCAGAGAUACUGUACCCCACCAUCCCCACCGAUGGUUCCACCGGUGUGGAGUUGGCGCCCCGCUCCGCAGAGCCCGGCUACCUGGUCACCAAGGUGGUGGCGGUGGACAGAGACUCAGGCCAGAACGCCUGGCUGUCCUACCGCCUGCUCAAGGCGAGCGAGCCAGGGCUCUUCGCGGUGGGGCUGCACACGGGCGAGGUGCGCACGGCGCGGGCCCUGCUGGACAGAGACGCGCUCAAGCAGAGCCUGGUGGUGGCGGUGCAGGACCACGGCCAGCCCCCUCUCUCGGCCACCGUCACGCUCACCGUGGCCGUGGCCGACAACAUCCCGGACGUCCUGGCGGACCUGGGCAGCAUCAGGACCCCCGCCGACCCGGACGAUUCGGACCUCACGCUGUAUCUGGUGGUGGCGGUGGCGGCAGUCUCGUGCGUCUUCCUGGCCUUUGUCAUCGUGCUGCUGGCGCUCAGGCUGAGGCGCUGGCACGCGUCGCGUCUGCUCCAGGCUUCCGGAGGCGGGCUGGUGGGCGUGCCGGCCUCGCACUUUGUGGGCGUGGACGGGGUGCGGGCUUUCCUGCAGACCUAUUCCCACGAGGUCUCCCUGACCGCGGACUCGCGGGAGAGUCACGUGAUCUUCCCCCAGCCCAACUACGCGGACACGCUCAUCAGCCAGGAGAGCUGUGGGAAAAGCGAGCCACUCUUGAUAGCUGAAGAUUCAGCUGCUGGUUUAGGCAAUCUUGACUCCACGAAUAAUCAGGUGAGAUUUAUUACCUGAGUUGCUAGUAUCUCCGCACAAGUCUUUUAAAUGGAUUUUUCAAAACAAAACAACAUAAAAAAACCAAAACCAAAACCAAAACCAACCCUGUUUUGAGUGUGGGGGGAGGGGACAUAUUCAGUUCAUACAUAUUUAGAGCAAUACAUGUGAGUUCCUGUACUUUAUCUUUCAACAAAUUACCAUCAUUUUUCAGAAAGUUUUUUCCUCCCCUGUGGUAUAUUCUCUUUUGAUUCUAAAGGUCUAGUUCAACUAUCAUGGCUUGCUUUAUAAUAAGUUAAAUUUUAGUCAUAUUUUUCUAUCAUCAGUGUCUGUGGCUAUCAAUGUAAACUGGUUAGGAUUCAAAUUAAUGAUUCACAGUUUUUAUUUAUUUCCCUAUUAUGACUUCACAUUGCCUUCCCUAAUUCAUAAUUAUAUUCUACCAUUAUUUGCUUUACUUCUAAUGUUCAAAUUUGGCCCUCUUCAUUCAGUGGGAUACACUCUGUAGCUCUUUUCCUUAUCUAUACACACAUAUACACACACUUACAUGUAGGUGUUUACAGAUGUAAGCUCUUCUCUGAGCAUGAAAGAAUUCUAUUUUGAUCUUUGAUGGGUGGUGAUAUGUUUAAAUUAUGUUGAUUAUUUCAACUUUCUUUUAUUUAUACUACCAAAACAGAUAUAUUGACUACCUUUUUACUACUAGAUUCUCUUGGGAGAGAAAAUGUACACUUUUUUCCCCUCAAGUUCUAGACAUCUUUUCUGUUUCUACAGUGCAGUCAUUUGAUUGUUCUGAGUAGUUGAAUUGUUGAACUGGUAUUAUUUCCUUUUAUUCUUUUACUGGUACUUUAGUGUGUGUUCAUGAUUCUUUAAUGUGGUAAAUUCACUUGCAGAAAUAAUUUUGAUCCAGUGCUUCUCAAAAAGCUAUUUACAAAUUGGCUAAACAUGCUUACAUUUUUGAGAUUUACUGAUGUGGACCAGCUUGUAAAUAUAAGAGAUGCAGUAGUUAUUUGGACCUUAUGAGACUGAUUUAGCUGGUAUUCCUAUUUGGUAUUUCCUUUUUUUGUUCUGUUUUCAAUAUGCCUGUGAGUCAUGGAUUCCUUUUUUAUUUCCUUUGAAAAUUCAUUUUGUAUUAUAUGUAAGUAUAUUCAAUCCUUAUAUUCAGAACCAACUUGUAAUUGAAGCCCUGUAGUUACCUAAUGACCUACAUGUUAUCUGAAACAAUGUCGAGGAAAGUCAAGUGAGGAAAGGAAAUUUUUGAGGAUAUUUGAUCACAGGAAUCAUCACAAUCAAUUCAGCUUAGCACUCUUCAUACCGCUUUGAAACGUUUGACCCAGAUUAUUUACAUGUUCAGGUUCCCUUUCAAGUUUUCCUUUCUCAUUUAGGGAUUGACCUUAAUAUAUUUAACUAUAAUUGAGUGUCUAAAGUUUGGGUAAAAAGAAUUUCAACUGUAGGAAAGGGAAAUCCUGCAACAGAUGCCUAAAUUUGUCCCAACGUCAAGAAAAAUGUCAGAGUGCCUUAAGCAUGUAGGGAUAAAUUUUAUGCCUAUGGAAUUCCAAACAGAAAAAAAAAAAAGACUUAAGGCAUUUUACUUGAAUUGAAAUUAGAUGAAUAAAAAGGAUAUGAGGUAUUUGUGGGGAGAAGGAGGUUGUUCCAUAUAUAUAUUUUUUAAAACACUGAACAGUUAGGAGCUGGCAACCAAAGUCUUGGAGAACAAAAAGGAAAGGUUAGCUUUGAAACUUGAGAUUAAGACAGUUAUUUUGACUCAGAGGUAGUGAUAAAGUUCUGUUAUGGUACAACAUGUGGUCCAGUUAAAGAGAAGGAUAAGGGCGCCUGGGUGGCUCAGUCGUUGAGCGUCUGCCUUCGGCUCAGGUCAUGAUCCCGGGGUCCCACAUCGGGCUCCCCGCUCUGCGGGAAGCCUGCUUCUCCCUCUCCCACUCCCCCUGCUUGUGUUCCUGCUCUCGCUAUGUCUCUCUCUGUCAAAUAAAUAAAUAAAAUCUUAAAAAAAAAAAAGAGAGAAGGAUAAAAAUAGAACACCUCACAUUUUUGCAUGUCAUUAAAUUCCUAUGGUAACCUACUAGGGUAUGCUUUUAUAUUCUGUUUAUGGUGAAGGUUUACAAUAGUUGAUAAUCCCUUUCAUAAAUCUAUUUUAGAAGUAGCAAGGAAGGCUAUAUGUCAUUGGUCAUCCUUAUCCUGAUUAUGCCUUUGAGCUGUCCUCCAGUU
Mirounga angustirostris (Northern elephant seal) is the source of this 4956-nucleotide messenger RNA. RefSeq names its product protocadherin gamma-A11-like. Gene Ontology annotation, cellular component: plasma membrane. The transcript has a single exon. Gene Ontology annotation, biological process: homophilic cell-cell adhesion. Gene Ontology annotation, molecular function: calcium ion binding. The record is from RefSeq and is a predicted model, not a curated record. NCBI's taxonomy places the organism in Eukaryota, Metazoa, Chordata, Mammalia, Carnivora, Phocidae. The coding region runs from base 313 to 2760 and encodes 815 amino acids.